Kluyveromyces marxianus DMKU3-1042 is the source of this 648-nucleotide messenger RNA. RefSeq names its product Rmp1p (gene RMP1). Lineage: Eukaryota; Fungi; Ascomycota; Saccharomycetes; Saccharomycetales; Saccharomycetaceae. Gene Ontology annotation, cellular component: ribonuclease MRP complex. Gene Ontology annotation, biological process: nuclear-transcribed mRNA catabolic process, RNase MRP-dependent; maturation of 5.8S rRNA from tricistronic rRNA transcript (SSU-rRNA, 5.8S rRNA, LSU-rRNA). The coding region runs from base 1 to 648 and encodes 215 amino acids. The transcript has a single exon. Gene Ontology annotation, molecular function: rRNA primary transcript binding. The record is from RefSeq and is a predicted model, not a curated record.
AUGGAUGUAUUAGACUCCAAGCUGGUGUCGCUACUUCGUCAAGAACUUAGAAUCAUUUUAUUGAUAUACCAUAGAAAUAAGAAUCAGCAUGGAGCGACUAUCUGGUGGAAACAGUUGAAUAUGUUGAAACGUAAUGUUUCGCAGGUUGUGGUAAUAUUAGAAAGAAUAGUUUACAAGAAUAUCAAAAAUACUAAAGAGCUGAUACAACUUCACUAUUUAUUGCAUAGAUUCUUGAAGCUUCAGGUAAAAAAAAUGUACUAUGACUUUAAUGGAAUUAUAGCACUAGGUCAGUUUGUAACUCUUGGUGUGGUGCUUAUUGGAAAUCUUUCAAGAGUUUUCAACGUAUAUUUUCAAGUUUACCAUGCAUUAAGUGAUGAUUUCGAACGACUAGGCGUUCGAGUCAGAAACAAGAAUCAAAAUCAAAAUGAACGUCUCAUAAAAGAGACUCUUGAGGAGGAAUUAGGUGAGGAAAUUGGUGAAGAGAUAUUGAAUGCAACUGAUCUGAGCACUCUACCUAAUGAUUUACCUUCAAAGACUGGUGUUGAAGUGAAAAAACUCCCGGUUGUCAGUAAGAAAGAAAAGAAGUCUAGUAAGAAGAAGAUUAAAAAACGUUCUAAAAAGUCUGUUAUCGACGAUCUAUUUGGGUAA